Glarea lozoyensis ATCC 20868 is the source of this 420-nucleotide messenger RNA. RefSeq lists its product as uncharacterized. NCBI's taxonomy places the organism in Eukaryota, Fungi, Ascomycota, Leotiomycetes, Helotiales, Helotiaceae. The record is from RefSeq and is a predicted model, not a curated record. The transcript has a single exon. Bases 1 to 420 code for a protein of 139 amino acids.
AUGGCUUUCAUGUACAACUCCUACUUCGACUACCUCUGCCCCCUCAACAUCAGUAAACACACACCCGCACAGUACACUACCGUCUCUUCAGAGAAACCUCGCCAGACCAAGUCUUCCAACAACUCUACUCCCAAGUCUGCCACAGAAAAAGAGGAAGCCAAACCCAAGCCCAAAUCCAUCCCUCGUCCCGCUCAGCUCACUAUCACGAUCGUUCCCCCGGAAGGUUAUACGGAUAGACAACAGAACGAGAUAUGUGAGAGGUUGACGAAGGUGAAGAUUUUCAUCGAGAUGGAGGAGAAGAGGAUUGGACGGUAUCAAAAGUAUAAUGGACGAAGAGGUGAGAAUGAGGGUGCGUCCCAGAGCUGUGGGCGAGUGGUGGGUACGGCGCAGACUUCUGCCCAAAGUGUGAGCAAAGCUUGA